AUGACGGUGAUGCAGUACUGCACUCGGCUCAAGACCUUCGCCGAUCAGCUUCGUGACCUGGGGCAGUCCGUGACUGACUCCCGGCAGGUUUUCCAUCUCCUCCGCGGCCUCAACCGCCAGUAUCAUUCCGUCAUCCCGCACAUCACCUCCCAGGUCCCGCUCCCGUCGUUCCUCCAGGUGCGCUCCUUCCUCCUGUUGGAGGAGCACCCUGCUGAGCAGGCGGCUCGCCAGCAGUCCGCACAUGCUCUCUUUGCUGGGCGCGGCUCUCCUUCGACUCUAGCGCCUCCUACGCCAGCACCCACCUCCGACACCGCACGAGGGCGCGGCCGUGGCCAGCGUCGUUGUGAGCGCGGGAACGGCGGCGUCUCUGCAUCACCAUCGCCCCCGACGCCGCGCCCGCCCGCCUACCCCACGCCUGCUCCCGGCGCCAACUCCUGGACGGGUCUCGUCCAAGCCUGGCCCAUGCCCUGGCGCGCACCGGGCACCGGCGUCCUCGGGCCUCAUCCUGGCACGCCUCAUCAACAGGCCAUGUUCGCGGCUUCCGCACCGUACGGCUCCGGCUACGGCGCUCCGGGUGGUCUCCCUCCUGGGUACGGCGCUCCGGGUGGUCUCCCUCCUGGGUACGGCGCUCCGGGUGGUCUCCCUCCUGGGUACGGCACCCCGUUCCCCGGCUACGGCUCUCCGGGCGCCAGCUCCUCCACCACCCCGCUGCAGCAGCCAUGGGACAUGCAGUCGCUGCAGGCCGCGCUUCACAGCGCCACGGCUGGGCCUUCGUCGUCCGGCACUGCCUCGGAGUGGUACCUAGACUCUAGGGCCUCGUUCCACAUGUCUUCGUCGCCCGGUAAUCUCCACUCCCUUCGUCCAUGUCAUUCUCCUUCUCACAUCAUAGUUGGCAGUGGGGCGCAUCUACCCAUCACCCAUGUCGGUGAUGGUGCUCUCAUCGAGGGCACGUCUCCUGUUCAACUCUGCAACGUCCUGGUCUCCCCCUCUCUCAUUACAAACUUGCUCUCUGUUCGCCAAUUUGUCGUGAUAACCCUGUUUCUGUCAAAUUUGACGCAUUUGGCUUCUCUGCAAUGGACCUUCGAACCAGGGCGGUGA
Messenger RNA from Aegilops tauschii subsp. strangulata, 1098 nucleotides. RefSeq lists its product as uncharacterized. The record is from RefSeq and is a predicted model, not a curated record. NCBI's taxonomy places the organism in Eukaryota, Viridiplantae, Streptophyta, Magnoliopsida, Poales, Poaceae.